Molecule: messenger RNA, 1082 nt
Organism: Arachis ipaensis
Lineage: Eukaryota; Viridiplantae; Streptophyta; Magnoliopsida; Fabales; Fabaceae
Gene: EDA8
Product: Putative membrane lipoprotein
Source: RefSeq, a predicted model, not a curated record
AUUCCUUCGUUCUCUUCCCAUUCGAUUUCGUUCCUUUCAUUUCAUUAUUCACACACCAAACAAAAAACCAAAAAAUCUGAAACCUUUAUUUCUUUCUUUCUCUUCUCUUCUUCACACACCAUUUUCUUCUGCUACUGCUUCUGCUGGUGGUGCUGGUUCAACAUGAGGAUCCGCAAGAACGCGAAGUUCUCAUCUUUAGAGUUAUUAAGCUCAUCUUCCUCAGAAGGAGGAACAGGUUCUUGUUCUUCAUUCUCAUUUCGUCAUACCCACGUGUGCCAGCUGAACCAGUCUCCAUGGGAUGUGAUCCCCUUUGACUCUGAUUCCAUCCAGUUCGAAUGCCACAACAAUAACAACACCACCUUCCUCACCACCACCACCACCACCACCACCACCCACGCUUCUGUAAAUGCUGCAGAUUCCGUUGGACCUGUUGAAAGCGUCGCUUCGAUGAUGGACAUUGACGACAAAACCAAGAUGGUUGCUCUUCAAGACGACGAUGCAGCCGUGGCGGCAAUGACGGCUGUCCAUCGUCGCGAUAGUGGAAAGGGAGCAAAAGUUGCCGCCGCGAACGGCGGAGCUGGUUACAGCAAGAAGACACCGGCGGCAGCUGCUGGAGGAGCUCGCAGCAGCCGCGCCAAUAAGAAUCGUGGUGGUCCUCCUCCCGCCGCCGCUGGCAGCAAGAAACCACCACCGGCGUCGAGUAAUCCGUACGAAUUUUACUACUAUUCAGGGUUUGGACCGCUAUGGGGGCGGAGAAGAGGCGGCAGACAUGGCGGCGGUGGCGGAGGAGGAGAAGACGAAAGCAAGAACAGCCAUGGUAACGGAAAUGAGAAUAAUCAUAAAAUGUUACAAAUGUUGUUAGUGUUAAUAAUAAUAAUAAUAAAGGUAGUGGCAUGGAAGAUAGUGUUGUUGGUUAUUCUUUAGUGAAUGUUGGGGAAUUGGAUUAUGUGGAGAUUGAUGAUGACGACGAAGAAGAAGAAGAGGAUAACAUCAACGAUGAUGAAGAGAUUGGGAACAAGAAGAGAAUGAGGAAGCCAGUUAAAGCUAGGUCUCUUAAAUCUCUUAUGUGAUUAUAUAUAUAA